AAUGUAUAAUCUCGCACAACGCGCGAAUGCGUUGUUCGCUUUCUCGACGACCGUGAUAUUUGGCCUCCUUGGGGCCAUAGCAUUUAUCACACUUUUCUUAUCUUCUUCACCUACAGCCAAGAUCGAUGUCAAGGAUUUGCAGGUCUUGAUAUAUGACUAUGCUCAUACCCAAAGUGAAUUUGCGUUCGUAGACCUCAAAAUAGAUGCCGAUUUGACCUCGUUAUUUAAUUGGAAUACGAAACAGCUAUUCGUCGCAGUUGUGGCGGAGUACGAGACGAAGACACACAAUUCCAACCAAGUGGUUCUAUGGGAUACGAUUAUUCAAUCAAAAGAAGAUGCCCACAUUAAAGAAGAAGAGUUGCAUAAUGAAUAUAAUUUUGUGGAUAUAACGAGCAGUUUUGAUCGGGUGAACGCGAAUUAUUCUAUAUACUGGGAUAUAAUGCCGUUCGUUGGGGUUUUGAUAAGUGGAAACUCUGGAACUCUGAAUAUCAAACAAUUUCCGGCGCCAAUGAAUGGUUAA
Messenger RNA from Acaulospora morrowiae, 520 nucleotides. Lineage: Eukaryota; Fungi; Glomeromycota; Glomeromycetes; Diversisporales; Acaulosporaceae. The record is from the annotation of a GenBank genome assembly.